GCCAUGGCCCACUCGUCCCCCGGCGGCGGGCAGGCGCAGCACCCCCUCGUGGUCUCCCUCAACUGCCUCGACGACCCCUCGCUGGAGCAGGAGCUGCUAUCCGGCGUGGCGGGGGUGGAGCACGUGCCCCUCUCCGCCCUCACCUCCGGCCGCGUCGAGUCCGCGGCCGCCGUCCUGCUCCCGUCCCUCGCCGCCCUGCCGCGCGCCGCGCAGCGCCGGCUCCGGCCCUGGCAGCUGCUGCUCUGCCUCGGCUCCGCCGACCGCGCCGCCGACGCCGCCGCCGCCGCGGCGCUCGGCCUGCGCCUCGUGCACGUCGACGCCAGCCGCGCCGACGAGGUCGCCGACACCGUCAUGGCGCUCUUCCUCGGCCUGCUCCGCCGCACCCACCUGCUCUCGCGCCACGCCUCCUCCUCCUCCUCCCCCGCCGCCCUCGCCGCGGGGUGCCUCGGCUCCGUCCAGCCGCUCUGCCGCGGCAUGCGGCGCUGCCGCGGCCUCGUGCUCGGCAUCGUUGGGCGGUCCGCCGCCGCGCGAUGCCUCGCCACGCGCAGCCUCGCAUUCCGGAUGAGCGUCCUCUACUUCGACCCGCGCUAUCUGGCCGAAGGGAAAAUGAGAAGGCCUUCCAUUGUAUUUCCUGCUGCUGCCAGGAGAAUGGACACUCUCAAUGACUUAUUAGCUGCAAGUGAUCUCGUUUCACUGCAUUGCACAUUAACAAAUGACACCAUGCAGAUACUUAAUGAGGACUGCCUGCAACACAUUAAGCCUGGGGCAUUCAUUGUCAAUACUGGUAGUUGCCAACUGAUAGAUGACUGUGCACUCAAACAGCUCUUGAUUGAUGGUACCAUAGCUGGUUGUGCAUUGGAUGGUGUUGAAGGUCCACAAUGGAUGGAAGCGUGGGUACGUGAGAUGCCAAAUGUUCUAAUUCUUCCUCGAAGUGCAGACUACAGUGAAGAAGUGUGGAUGGAAAUAAGAGAGAAAGCAAUCACGAUACUACAGUCAUUUUUCUUUGAUGGUGUUGUUCCAUCUAGUUCAAUUUCUGAUGAAGAUGAGGAAAUUAGUGAAGCUGGAAAUGAAGAUGGUCAAGAUAAAGAAACAAAAGACGGCCAUUCUCAAGUUUUUGAUGGCGAACAGCAGACAGAUGAAAGCCAUUUAACUCUCAGCUAUGAAAAGAAAAGAGCCAUAUCUCAGCAUAAAGAACCUCAAGCUUCAGGGCAAUCUCAACAUAGUGGCUCACGAACUGAAGUAAGGCGCAGCCGCUCUGGAAAGAAAGGGAAAAAAAGACCUGCUCACCGGCGAUCUCAACAGAAAACAGAUGACUUGUCUGCUGUAGAGAGUGACCGAGAUGAUGACACUGCAAUGAGUGGUAGGGACCAGGUGUUAAGUUCAAGCUCACGGUUUGCUUCCCCCGAGGACUCAAAAUACAAGCAGAAAUCUCCUGCUGAAUCCCCGAUGGAAAUAACAUCUGAGAUGAAGAUGCCUGUCAUGCUCGGUAGAAAAUGCCCUGAUAGACUAAAAGAUGGUUUCGUUGUAGCUUUGAGAUCAAAGGAUAAUUCAGGGUUCCAUGUUGCAAGACAGAGACGUGCUGGUGGUGGCGGCUGGAUCCUUGAUCUUGUGUCCAACGCUACAAACAGGGAUCCCGCGGCUCAGUUUCUCGUCACUUUCAAAAACAAUGAUACGAUGGGAUUGCGAUCCUUUGUUGCUGGCGGUAAACUGUUGCAGAUCAACAGGAAGACAGAGUUUGUGUUUGCAAGCCAUAGCUUUGAUGUCUGGGAAGGCUGGGUGCUGGAAGGUUCCCUGAUGGAGGGCUGCAGGCUUAUCAACUGCAGAAAUUCUUCGGCUGUGUUGGACGUGUGUAUUGAGGUCCUGGCGGCGGCGAGCGAGGAAGACGGAGUCACCCGGUGGAUAGAUUAGCCAUGGAAUCGAAGAAAUGAACUGACUCGUGGUUUGGUUUGGUUUGCUGCCAGUUUCGAUUCAGGUUUGGUAUGUCUAAUAUACUAGGUAGUAGCUGUAUUUGUUUGUUAGAUGUAGAUCUGAUUCUGUUGACUUGUAAGA
This is a messenger RNA of Lolium rigidum, 2049 nucleotides long. Its product is annotated as C-terminal binding protein AN-like. Gene Ontology annotation, biological process: microtubule cytoskeleton organization. Bases 4 to 1908 code for a protein of 634 amino acids. Gene Ontology annotation, molecular function: NAD binding. The record is from RefSeq and is a predicted model, not a curated record. NCBI's taxonomy places the organism in Eukaryota, Viridiplantae, Streptophyta, Magnoliopsida, Poales, Poaceae. The transcript has 7 exons.